Molecule: messenger RNA, 1392 nt
Organism: Eutrema salsugineum
Lineage: Eukaryota; Viridiplantae; Streptophyta; Magnoliopsida; Brassicales; Brassicaceae
Product: transcription factor MYB46
Exons: 3
Coding region: 127-1221 (364 amino acids)
Source: RefSeq, a predicted model, not a curated record
ACCGAAGAAAGAAAGAAAGGGUGGUAUAUACAUAUAUAUAUAUAUAUAUAUGCAUAAAUUAAUUUAAGAUACUUGUUGUGAUUAAGUGGUUAAUUUUAAUUAAGUUAAGUUGAGGAGCUACAAGUCAUGGGUCAUCACUCAUGUUGCAACCAGCAAAAGGUGAAGAGAGGGCUUUGGUCUCCAGAAGAAGAUGAGAAGCUCAUUAGAUAUAUCACAACUCAUGGCUAUGGAUGUUGGAGUGAAGUCCCUGAAAAAGCAGGGCUUCAAAGAUGCGGAAAAAGUUGUCGAUUGCGAUGGAUAAAUUAUCUUCGACCUGAUAUCCGAAGAGGAAGGUUCUCUCCUGAAGAAGAGAAAUUGAUCAUAAGCCUUCAUGGAGUUGUAGGAAACAGGUGGGCUCAUAUUGCGAGCCAUUUACCUGGAAGAACAGAUAACGAGAUAAAAAAUUACUGGAACUCAUGGAUCAAGAAAAAGAUACGUAAACCGCAUCACCACUACAAUCGUCACCAACCAUCAAUAGCUACUGUGACAUUGAACACGGACGCUACAUCAACUUUUACUCUGGUCCCCUCUACCACCACGACAACAUCGACUAUAGAAAACCUACAUUUUGACGGUUAUAUGGAUUCUCCUAACCAACUAAGUUUCAACAAUGAGCAAGAAACUAAUACAAAGAUUCAAGAAACCCUUUUCUCCCAUAAACCUCCUCUCUGUAUGGUAGACACAACACUCCCUGUCCUUGAAGGUAUGUUCUCCCAAAACAUCAUCACAAACAAUAGCAACAAGAACAAUGAUCACGAAAAACAAAGAGAAGGAAGAGGAAACGUUAGCGAACAAGCAUUCCUAACAACUAACACGGAAGAAUGGGAUAUGAAUGUUCCUACAAUGGUGUCACAUUGGUUCAACAUCUCUACCAAUUCAAAUAUGGAGACGGUUAUAAGUUACAAUCUACCGGCAUUAGUAGAGGAAAAUGUUGAUAACAUCGUCCCAAUUGACAAUAGCAAUGCUCAAGAUGGAGAUAUGGCGUCGACAUUCGAAUGUCUUAGAAAACAAGAACUAAGCUAUGAUCAAUGGAUGGAUUCACAACAAUGCUCUAAUUUUUUCUUCUGGGACAACCUUAACAUAAACGUGGAAGGCUCAUCUCUUGUUGGAAACCAAGAUCCAUCAAUGACCUUGGGAUCAUCUGCCUUAUCUUCUUCUUCUUCUUUUCCUUCUUCAUUUUAAAUUAAUAAUGUUUAAAACGCAGGAGAGAAACUCACGCUAAGUUGUCUAUAAGUUUGUUUUUGGAUUUUUUUUUUUUUUUUACUUUGAUAUGAUGUUGUAUACUGAAUGUUUUAAAUUGUUGAUGAGGAGAUGGUGUGACUUACUGUAUGUAUGUGUUAUUUGUUAACUCAU